Molecule: messenger RNA, 262 nt
Organism: Racocetra persica
Lineage: Eukaryota; Fungi; Glomeromycota; Glomeromycetes; Diversisporales; Gigasporaceae
Source: the annotation of a GenBank genome assembly
AUGACUUCAGUUCUUGCUUUGGUUUCUUACGAAUUUAAUUCUAUUAAUGUUCGUACUUUAUCCUGUGAUAUUACAAAUCCUCUUUGGGUAAGAUUGUUUGGGUAUGCAGGUGUAAACGUAUUGAUCGCUGUACCUGGAGUAUAUUGGAGUGGUCGAGUUGCCUGGAUAAUAUUUAAUCAUUCGGACCAAACUCUACAGACUUUUUCGGCAUUAGCAGUGUCACAAGAAAAAGAAAAUAAUAAUCUAUCUACAAUAUCUAUUA